Molecule: messenger RNA, 2105 nt
Organism: Octopus bimaculoides (California two-spot octopus)
Lineage: Eukaryota; Metazoa; Mollusca; Cephalopoda; Octopoda; Octopodidae
Biological process (GO): signal transduction
Molecular function (GO): protein binding
Source: RefSeq, a predicted model, not a curated record
UUUCUCUCUCUCUUUUUGUUUCCAUCUUUCCUCUGACCCUGGGCUAAAUACAGAAUCAUCCCCUUACAGUAUUUACAUUUGUCUCUUUAUGUUCCAUGUUCAAAUCUUGCCAGAGUAUCUGUUACCACUCUGGGGUCAACAUAAUCUGUACCAGUAAUAUCCAGGGGUUUAUUUCAUAAACUGUUCUCCCUCUCCUCUCUGAUCCUUGUCUUAUUACUGUUGGACAAACUACCUUGUGGUAUUUAUUUACGACUCUUUAUGUUCUGAGUUCAAAUCCUGCCAAGGUCAACUUGUCCUUCCAUUCUUACAAUACCAGUCAUGUACUGGUGUCCAUAUAAUUAACUGUAGCCCUUCUUUCCCACCUAAAUUUCAUGUUUAUAUAACAGUUGUUCAUUGUACCAUAUAUACAUUUGUGUUUACACAGUACAAAAAUGAUAUAUACACACCUGAGUAGAGUGUGUAGUGAAUAAAUAUGUGUGUGUGUGUAAUAAUUGCUGUAAUUAGGUUGUGAUGACCUAAUUACAUUUGUUUUCUCUAAUGACCUAAUAACUAUUAAUUAUCUUAAUCUCUGUAAUGUUUGUAUUUUUCAUGUUUUUCUUUCCUCUUUCCAUAACUUUCAGCCAAUGCUCUGAUGUGGUGACUUUGAUGCUGUCCCAGACGGUUUCACUGAAACUGGACAUGAAGAACCAUAUCGAAAUGACACCAUUGCUUGAAGCUGUCUCCCGGGGUCACCUCGGAAUAACGCACCGGUUAAUAGCCCUGGGUGCAAACAUAAAUGCUGUUGACGGUGAAGGGAAUAACUGUUUGCACCUUGCUAUGGAAAGAGAUGCGUUUAAUUCCGAGGGUGCACCCCUGGAUAUUUUAGAUGAGUGCUGCACUGAGCUCAGCUUGAGAAAGGACGAAAGGCUCUCUGGCAUUGUGGUUACCAGAUAUUUAGCCAAACAGGGAGCCGAUUUUUACCAUAAAAAUGACAAAAAUAACGCACCAUUGGACCUCGUUAGAAACGCAAAGCUGAAAACAAAAUUACAAACAAUUUUACCACCACAAUGUUUUUGGUGCGGACAUAGAAAGGCCACAACAAAAGUCCACCCAUGUGGACACCUUGUGACAUGUGAAGAAUGUUCAAACACUCCAUUUAAACGAUGUCUGAGGUGUUUAAAACCUGUAACAAGUAGAGGUCAAGUUGGUAAGAAUACUCUUUGUUGAUCUGUCUGUUUGUCCUGCCUGUCUCAUUGACUUUAUUGUGUAGAGUAAUGUACUUUAUGUUGUUGUUGGCACUCCGUCGCUUACGACGACGAGGGUUCCAGUUGAUCCGAUCAACGGAACAACGUGCAAGUGGCUGAGCACUCCACAGACACGUGUACCCUUAACGUAGUUCUCGGGGAUAUUCAGCGUGACACAGAGUGUGACAAGGCUGACCCUUUGAAUUACAGGUACAACAGAAACAGGAAGUAAGAGUGAGAGAAAGUUGUGGUGAAAGAGUACAGCAUGGUUCGCCACCAUCCCCUGCCAGAGCCUCGUGGAGCUUUAGGUGUUUUCGCUCAAUAAACACUCACAACGCCCGGUCUGGGAAUCGAAACCGCGAUCCUAUGACCGCGAGUCCGCUGCCCUAACCACUGGGCCAUUGCGCCUCCACUGUUGUUGUAUAGACACAGUUAAAAUUAAAGAUUAUCAGCAACAACGUUUAACAAAAGAAUUAGGUAUAUGCUUAUCCAUCUUGAAGUGGUUGUGACAUGUUUGUUGCUAGAUCUUUGAUGAAUAACUUGUUUGACCCCGGUAUACAACUGGUACUUAAUUUAUCGACCCUGAAAGGAUGAAAGGCAAAAAUCAACCUCUGUGGAAUUUGAACUCAGAACGCAAAGACAGACGAAGGGUACAAAGGGUUUUGUCCGAAAAGAAGAAAACAUUCGUGUAAACAAAUAUACAACAGCGAAUGAUAUAACAAAUAAAACUCCCAAUAGGGGGAGGCGCUUAAAAGGUUACACGUGGAAAAACCCAUAAAAGCCACGGGAGCCUGGUCAGUAAAUAAAAAGGGGUAGAGAGCCCUUUCUCCUUUUACAUUACCUUUUUUCUACAGGUGUAAUAAUAAUAAUGAUAAUACACAA